Molecule: messenger RNA, 474 nt
Organism: Marasmius oreades (fairy-ring Marasmius)
Lineage: Eukaryota; Fungi; Basidiomycota; Agaricomycetes; Agaricales; Marasmiaceae
Exons: 3
Coding region: 1-474 (157 amino acids)
Source: RefSeq, a predicted model, not a curated record
AUGCACGAGCGUGUGGAUGUUGGUGGGUCCUUGCCUACAAUUCUGCUCCCGGGCGAGAGGUCGCGACUCCCAGCGUUCCGUGUUCUCUAUAUAUACUACCUCGGAAUAACGAACCACCAAGACCGACAUUUUGUGACGGUUGCUCCUUGCCUACUCGUUAGCGGAUUGAUGACCAUCUUUCUCCUGGGUGCUGUUCAUGUUCCCAUUUUUCGAUUACCAUCCGCCACGCUUUUUUUACACCCAAACUUAAUGGAGGUACCCGGAACGGCUUUACCAGACAGAAUUUGGAUGUGGAAACCUUGCCUCGUGAACAGGUUGAAUGACUCGGACAUGCAUGGUACAAGUGGUCGACAUGAAAAAUGUUUGUUGAAGCUGUCUCCAACGCAGGCAAAUAAGGCUACCAAGUUUCAAAUGGCGAUGCGGGGAAAGGCAAGGCACUCCAAUGUCAGGGACGAACAAAACGUAAGAAAAUGA